Molecule: messenger RNA, 5391 nt
Organism: Caenorhabditis briggsae
Lineage: Eukaryota; Metazoa; Nematoda; Chromadorea; Rhabditida; Rhabditidae
Gene: Cbr-athp-2
Product: Protein CBR-ATHP-2
Exons: 16
Coding region: 1-5391 (1796 amino acids)
Biological process (GO): chromatin remodeling
Molecular function (GO): DNA binding; protein binding
Source: RefSeq, a predicted model, not a curated record
AUGUACUACAGUCCAGCAGACGACGACGGAGGAGGAGAACUCGACAUUUCAGAACCCGACGUUUCAGAACCACGACGUUUCAGAACCCGAUGUUUCAGAACUCGACAUUUCAGAACCCGACGUUUCAGAACCCGACGUUUCAGAAUUUUUCUGCAUUCUUGUAUAGUUCCGAAACGUCGCGUUCUGAAACGUCCCGGAGCCAAAAAUGCGUAUUCCAGGAUCCCGCGAACCUAUCCAGGCACUCGUUUCCAAGACGAAAUGAUCGAGCCAACAUUCAACUUGCGUCUAAUCGAAGCGGUCCGUCAUUCUCGAUGCCUUUUCGACAACACGGAUCGUCAGUACCGUAAUACGGAAUACAAGAAUCGUGUGUGGUCUCGUCUUGUCUCGGUACUCAAUUUCGACGGUGAUCCGAGAAUGUUGUCGGCUCGAUGGAAGCAGCUGAGAGAUAAAUAUGGAAAAGAGAAGAGAAAACAAAAGUAUGGACCGGAAAAAUCGUCGUGGCAGUAUUUCAAGCACUUGCACUUUUUGGACCCACAUAUGACGGAUCGAGCCGAAGUGUCACCGUCGAGAAAGGAGGCCGAUGGGGUUCAGGAGAGAAUUACUGAUCCGAAUUUCGCCAAGUCUCUCAUUCAGGAAGUCCAAAGUCAUCCGUGUCUCUACGACGCCCGUGAUCCCAAAUACCGUCAUGGUGACUGCCGAAAUCAGGCGUGGAAUUUGAUUAUCGAGAAGCUCAACUAUCCGGGAAACGUGAAUUCGAUCUACAAACAAUGGAAGAAGCAUCGAGAUCGCUAUGUGAGAGAGAAGAGACGACUGAGAACUAUUACGGUAGAACAAAUGUCCCGAUGUGCACGCAGUCUGAAAAGACAGGGUCCUGGCGGAUCGAACGACGUCAAUCCAGAUGACGGAGUGCUUUCAGAAUACGAUGCCGAGUUUGAACCGGAGGAUGACCUAACCCUGAACAGCUACAUGAUGAUUCCCGAGAAACGAGCACCGAAUAGUAAUGUCUAUCUGGACGGUGACUCUGCGUUCUCCGCAUCGAUCGUCUCGGAUCUACGAACACUUCCAGAGCACACACGAAUGUUGGCAAAAAAUCAAAUUAUGGAAUUGUUGGAAUCGGCGACGUUUUAUUCAUUUAUGCCGUUGCUCAACAAGCAGCCAUUCAUUCCGAAACCACCGCCAAAUGGAAUUCCAGCCGACACGAAAACCUAUUAUUGUCAGCCGACUGGCGAGAUCUUUUUGAGUCAUGAAGAAUACUUCGCUCGAAUGAUCCUCCUCAACACCACUGCCUGGUCGUGUGCAUUGACUCGAAAAUCGAAUUUAACCUAUUUCGAAGCCCAAUCAUCAGAAAAAGAGACGGAAAGAGACCUAGGGGAUUUCCCGGAAUCUCUGGAACUUCCCGUAUUCUUCAUUGUUCAUAAAUUAACGAAUCGUGGGCGAUUCGAAGAGCUCGUCAACGAUGUUUAUCACAUUAUGAAGGAUCGAUACUUCAACAAUGAAGAGGUCUCGUAUCUGGAGAAAUCUCGAAAGACCCUGGCUCGAAUCGUGACGUCACACGCUACACAACAGGGGAUUACGGAUCGUAAUGGGCUGGAAAUGGAGGAGGCGGAGCCGGGAAUCAAGGAGCCAAUUGUACAGAAUCCGGAGGAUUUUCGAUAUACGGUUGAGAUAUUGGAAGGCGUUGUUGAUGGAGAUGCGGAUCGGUUUAGGGAGAAUGUGACGCAUGAGAAGUUGUUUCGCUCCAAAACAUUUGGUGCUCGUCAAAAGAUUCGUCUCUUCCUGAAGAACACGUGUCACCUUCCGCCGGAUUCCGAUCGAUACACAAUUCGAGACGAAUAUUUGGAUAAAGUCGACGGUCUCUGGUGGUCGGAUAUAAUGUCAGGCGCCGAACCGAUAUGCCCGAAAACGCCGGUGCUGCAAAGAGGACGAAUUCCGAAUUUGUUGAAAUCUGGGCUAGAAGGAGGAGGAGGAGGAGAGAGACGGCAGAAGAGAGAGGAUAGGGAUCCGGAUGCUCCACCCCGUCCACGUGGCCGUCCACCAAAGACUCCAGAACAACGAGCACUUCUCCAGACAGAGAAAAAACCAAGAAAACGUUUAGAAGUCUCUUCGCCCCGCCCACUCGACGACUUCGAUUUGACGUCUUCUGGAGCACUAACUCUCUCCUGGGUCCCCUCGACGUCGUCAGCUGCGGAAGAGCCAGUAAAAAAGAAAGUUCGCAGAUCGAGCACGUCUUCGAAAACGGAGAAAAAGAAGGCGAAAAUUCAGGAACAACAGGAGGAUUUGACGUUCUAUUUCGAUGAAGCUCGCCGAUUCGGAAUCGAUUUGACUGGUUUGGAGCAGGAGGAUCGAUUGCUCAGCCCCAAGAAAAUUUCAGAGUUUAAGAUGAUGGUUAAGGAGCAAAAAGACGUUGAACGGGAAGCCUUGAAGGAAGAAAAAAAGCGAAAAAUCCGGGAAAAAGCAGCGUACAACAAGAAGCGGGAUGACCUAAUUUGUAACGAUCUCAAGCCUCUGCCACGUUUUCCGUCGCUCGAAAUUCCGAAAUGGAUGACGACCGACGAGUUCGCCGAUUACCUAUUUAUCCUUCAAUUUUUCACCUCAUUCCGAGAGAUUCUCCCACUGAAAGAGGUCCGUGGCACCGACGAAAUUCAGCUUUCCGAUAUUAUCAUUGCCAUGAAAUGUUUCGAUCCCCAAAACUCUCCUUUCGCCGAUUUGAUGAAGGUCUUGCUGACGAUUCGAACGGAUAUCACUGAUGAGGAGGACGGCGAUGAGGCGGAUUUUCAGAAUCGAGAGGAGAUUUACUUGAUAAAUGCGCAGAAUUGUGAUCCAGUGCAUGCGACGCACGGAGACAGUAUACGAGAGAUUAGUGAGAUGCAUUUUAGAAUCCGAAAAAUCCACGGAAAAUCGGUCCGUCACUUGCCAGUGGAUUGGAUGACACUAACCGAAGUGCUCCGAUUGAUAUUGCUCACUUCUGGCUACUACACAGGCGUCUCCACCCAUCGUCACCGUCUCUAUCAACGUGGCAACUUCCGUGGCUACGAGGAUCCGGCAUUUGAAUUGAGACAUUCUCGUCCGGACAUCAUGGAAAAGCUUCGAACACAAACCGUUUUCGAUUUGGAACCGUCUGAACGGCUGGAAAUUAUGAAGACGUUGAUUUAUCAAUUGCUCACAUACUCAAAAUUCAGAAGCCAUAUGGAAAAGCAACAAAUCGAGCUAGCGGAGCUCAAAAAAGAGCAAAAACGAUUGAAGGCGUGGGAUUUGGCGCAAGAGGCAGAGGCGAAUGCGUCACGUCUUCUGUUGGAAGUCACCACCACGUCAUCGGAGACGGAUUCUGGAGCGACGAUGUCGCCGGUUGUGAAGAAGUUUAAGGGGCACUUGAAGGCGUUCAUCGAUGGACGACGAUUUGAUAAGGAGGAGAUGGAUGGGAUUCUGCUCGACGCUGUUCCCUACACCAACCUCACCCUAGACGAGAUAGUGACCGCCCGUGAUCUCCAGAAGUCGGAAUUCAAGCUUCUAAUGGAUUCUCUAACCUCCAAACUGUUCUCAACCUACUGCAAAGUUUCCGACAUACGUCUAGGCUCCGACAGAGCCUAUCGUCGUUAUCUGGUCCUAGAAAACCUCUCAGCGAUUCUUGUGGAAACCCCAACGUCUUCUGAAUUACGUGUCGAGUGUGACGAAGCAUCGAAAAUCGACGAUCCUCAAAAUUUCGAAAAUUCUGAGGAUUCUGAAGUGUUCCUAUGCUCUGGCGACGUGGAAACCUGUGAAAUUCAUGGAUCCCGACGCGCCCAUAACUUCUGUUAUAUCAAGAAUCGUGAGCAAUUCGAACGUCUUCUGAAGUCGCUGAAUCCACGUGGAAAUCGAGAGAACGAGUUGCUCGACGAGCUUCUGGAGUAUCGUUCAGAGCUUCUGAAAAUGCUAGAAGACUCGGAAGCGAUGGAAGCCGAUGGGACGUGGAAUGAGAUGUUAAUGACGGAUGAGACGGAUCCAGCGGACACUUACAACAUAGAUUGGGACACUGAAAUUCGGGAUUUGUUGCUGGAUUUCGAGGAAAAGCUAGAUCAAGGACAAAUGGGAUCCAUUGAGAAGGUUUUUGAGGUGAAUCGUUGGGAAUGGCGACAGCAAUUCAAGGAUUCUGGAGACGUCACGGAGCUUCUGAAGGUGUCGGAGAAGAAUAUUCAGAUGCUCAACGGCUUGGAUUUGGACUUGACGACGUCUGAGGAGAUGUCGGACUCCAAAAUGUUGGCCAUCGGAUUCUUUUCGAUUAUUCGAAGUAUUCAGAUGAAAUUCAUCAAGCCACCGUACUUGAGCCCGAAUAAGGAUGAGCACGGUCGUCUCAAACCCUCCGAACUCUUCAUCCGUUGGCAAAAAGCUCUCCUGCAAUGCGAAUCGCACUCCGCUCUCUCCCUCUUCAUAACCACAUUCGAAUCCUCAAUCAAAUGGGACAAAUCACGUCUUCAAGGGAAAUGUAAGAGUUGUCGAAAGAAGGCGUCGGCUCAUGAUUUGAUUCUAUGCUCCGAGUGUGAUUCUUGUUAUCAUUUGAAGUGUGCCAAGCUGAAAGAGGCUCCAUCGGAUUGGAAGUGUACUCCAUGUAGAGCUCAACAACGGAAAUUGGAGAACGAGGCGAAACGAGAGGCGGCGGCUAAAGAACAGCAUCUGGAGAUUCCCUCCAACGACGUCUCAUUGAUGAGCAUUCAGGAUGAGCAAUCAUCGUCGGAAGACCCCCAUUCAAGCAGUCAGAAUACCAUACGAACUGCCAGCGGACGGGCUGUCAAAAAAGUACAGUAUCAGGAGGUGCAUGAAGGGAUCAAGGUUUUUGGAAGUCCCAAAACGACAAGCCGGAAAUCGAUAAAUGGAAGUGCAUCGAUGGAUAGACCGCAUAGGAAUGUUCCUAUGAAAAUCUACGAUGUGGACAGCGAAAAUGGUAUGAUUGACGAUGAGGACUAUUCGGAGGACGGCGAGAAUUCGAAAAAACGAAAAACGCUAUCUCAAUCAACGAAUGCCAAGAAAUCAUUCUCCGCCCCAACAAUAAUCGAUUCAUCGAUCCAAAAACCGACGAAUAAGGAGAAAAUGACACUGAUUGAGACACUCUUAAAAGAAACGAUGCGUCAGGAGUGCUCAUGGCCAUUCCUCCAACCGGUUGAUCCAAAAGAAGUUCCAGAUUAUCAUGAAGUGAUUAAGCAGCCAAUGGAUUUGAGAACGAUGAUGAAUAAGAUCAAGCAACGGGUCUAUAAUAAGCCAGCGGAGGUGAGCAAGGAAAUGAAAAUGAUCCGCACCGAUUUCCAGCAGAUUCUCACCAACUGUGAGACGUAUAACGAGACGGAAAGUGAAAUUUUUCAACUUUCCCGCCAACUCGAGGACUUUGUCACCGCCCGUCUCGACUCGAUUAUCGAUCAAUAA